Arachis stenosperma is the source of this 543-nucleotide messenger RNA. RefSeq lists its product as uncharacterized. Lineage: Eukaryota; Viridiplantae; Streptophyta; Magnoliopsida; Fabales; Fabaceae. The record is from RefSeq and is a predicted model, not a curated record. Bases 1 to 543 code for a protein of 180 amino acids. The transcript is spliced from 7 exons. Gene Ontology annotation, molecular function: nucleic acid binding; ATP binding.
AUGAACCUCCGUAAAGGAGCUCGGCAAGACCGCCACGUGCUCGGCAUCGAUGAAACUGGCAGCGGCAAGACCGCUGCUUUCGCCCUCCCGAUCCUCCACCACCUGUCGGAGCACCCGUUUGUGGUUGUCGGCGGCAUGGACAUGCUUCAGCAAACCAAGGAGCUUGCUGCCAGGCCCCACGUCAUUAUUGCCACACUGGGGAGGAUCAAGGCCUUGCUCAAGAAUCCUGAUAUUCCUCUAGUUUUUGCUAGAACUAAGGUUAAUAGACCUGUGUUGGUUGAAAACACUUGCCUUUGUUUCAAUGCCUUGAAAGGUCUUCCAAGUUGGGGCUUACAUAACUUGGCUGAAUCUAUAGAUAAUGCGGGAUUACAUGAUUUAUUUCAAAAGUUUAGAAAUAUCUUGUCAAGCUUUGCGAAUUGCUUUGGUACUUCAAAUUGGUUUAGAGGGAGUGUUGAUAGUGAUACUGCUGAGAAGCCACGGGAACAAGGUAAUAGAAUUGAGGAUAAUAUUGAGGAUGAUAAUGAAGAUUAUGCUGUUUAUUGA